AGUGGACGUGCUGUCCUUCAACUGCAUAUGGCUGUGUGUAUUCAUCUAAACAAUUAAAGUUUGAAGAAUAAUGAGUCUGAACAAAGGUUCUGACCUAAAUGUCACCAAUCCAUGCCCUCCAGAGAUGCUGCCUGACAAAAGAAGUGUCUUGACCCGAAACGUCACCCGUUCCUUCUCUAUAGAGAUGCUGCAUGUCCCGCUGAGUUACUCCAGCUUUUUGUGUCAAUCUUCGGUUUAAACCAGCAUCUGCAGUUCCUUCUCAAACAUGCUGCCUGACCAGUUAAGUUAUCUGAGCACUUUGCAUUCAAAGCAAUCACAUUUGUCAACACUACACAGAGCCAUAUACUGUAAAUGAAUAACACUUCAAGGAUUUGUCAGAAAGUUUCAUAAAAUCCAGCAUUGAAUUUCUUACUUUCUUUCAAUUAACAGCUUUGAAGAAUAAUCUCUUGAACAAGUCGAAAGUGAGAGGUAAACCAUGGACAAGAAAGUUAUUAAUCAAGCAGUUAAAAGCACCAUGCCAGGGGCCAAGAUAAAGAAAUCAUCAGUUCCAGGAGUCACAUUGGUGGAGUUUACGGAAAAUAUCCCUGAAGGAUGUAGUGCGCCUGAUAUUGAACGACGUCCAAUUUCACUGACUGUGCAAGAAGGUAAAAUUGCUAAUUUUAAAGCACUCGUACGUGGAAAUCCAAAGCCUACUGUAGUCUGGAGCUUCAAGGAGGACAUUCUCACAGAUGAGAACAAUUACAAGAUCUAUCAGGACAAGGCUACGAAUGAAUAUAUUUUGCAGGUGAAGAAACUGAGUUCAGAACAUGCUGGUUCGUACAGGUGUGUCUUUUCUAAUGAAUAUGGAGAAGCCAGGUGUGUAACACAUCUGGGUAUUAUCGAAGUUGGCUUCAAGAGGAAACUGAAAAAACCUGGACAGAUACAAGAAAAAGUGCAAGACCCUGUGGACUUUCGGAAGAUGUUGAAAAAAUGUGCCAAACCCGUAAAGAAGGAAGAUGACGAUGACAAUCAAAAAAUCUGGGAAGUCCUCAUGAAUGCUGACAAGAAGGAUUACGAAAGGAUUUGUAUGCAAUAUGGUUUAACUGACUUUCGAGGCAUGUUGACCAGGCUGAAGCAGAUGAAAAUUGAAAGAGAGGAAAAGCAAGCAGAGUAUGUGAAAUCGAUUACCAAUUUGAAACACGUUGAAACAAAGGCUGAUCGUUCAGCUAACUUUGGAUUUGAUAUGGAACUCAAGACCCCAAAUCUGUCUAUAUUCCUAUUCAAGGUACCUGAAUUUUUUUUCUCAGUGAAAUAUAUUACCUUACCAUAUAACGAUCAACAAAUGAUCCCGUAUUCAAUGACUGAUGAUGGAAAACAUAAUCUUAACCAUGUUGGCAAACAAUAUAACUUCUCCAUCAAAGAUCUCCAGCCUGACGAUGUUGGGAUGUACAAGAUAAAUGUUGAAGAUGCAUCUAUUUUUGCAACAGUGGUUGAUUUCAAUCAUAUCCCUGUUCAUUUCAAACAGCCGUUGCAAGAAUGUAAAUGCAAUGAAGCGGAAGAUGCUGUCUUUCAAUGCACCAUUUCAGUACCCAUCCCCGUAGAAUGGGCAUUCAAAAAGAGGACACUGGAAAGUAGUGACAAAUAUCACAUGACGGUCUCACCAGAUGGUUUAACACAUUGUCUGACUGUAAAGGGUGUUCUGCCUGUAGAUAAAGGAGUGUAUGUGAUUACAGCAGGAGCUGGUUCCUCAAGUGCUUACCUUAUAGUGGGAAAAAACCUCGGUGGCACUUCAUCUCGUUCAGGAAGUGGAAAAGGCUCUUCGGAUAUUAAAUUGGAACAGGAUUUGGAUUCCUUGAAGAAAGAUGGCUCGAAGGGCACUGGGGAUAGAUUACUGCAUGACAAUGAGUUGACAAAGGAUGAUUCGAAGGGAAGAAAUUAUCUCUCAGAAGAUGCCAUAUCUAGAUUUGGAAGAGGAGGUUUACAGGACUCUGAAGCAGAUGGAUCGUACGGAAAUAGUAUAAAUGGCAUUGGGGGAGAUGGCAGAAUGGGAAAAGAUGGCAGUGGUGUUGGUUCUGAUGGAUUAGGCAGAAUGGGUCAAGAUGACAUUUGUAGAUUGGAUGGCAAUGGAAAAGACCACCUGGGCAGAUUGGGUGGAAUGAGAAAAGAUGGGAAAGGUGGUUUGAGUGGAAUGGAUAAGGAUGGGAAUUUAAUUGGAAUGGGAAAAGACAGAGAAGGCAGUUGGGAUGGUCUGAGAGAAGAUGGGAUGGACAGUCGGCAUGGAAUAGGGAAGGAUAUGAGGGGCAAUUUUGAUAGAAUGGGUGUAGAUGGAGCUGACAGUUGGGGUGGAAUGGAAAAAGACGGGAGGAGCAGUGUGAAUGGAAUGGGUAAAUAUGGCAAGGAUAGUUGGGGUGGAAUGGGAAUGGAUGGGAAGGGUCACUUGGGUGGAAUGGAUGGCACAGGUAUUUGGGAUGGAAUGGGCAAAGAUGGGAAAGGCAGUUUGCAUGGAAUGGGAAGAGAAGGAAUGGGAAUUGAUGGUAAAGGCAGAUUGGGUGGAAUGGGAAAAGAUGGAAUUAAUGGAUUAGAAAGAUCAGGUAAAUGUGGCAAGGAAGGAUUGGAUGGAAUAGGAAAGGAUGGCAUUGGUGGAUUAGAUGGAAUGGGAAAAAGUAUGGCUGGAUUAAAUGGAAUGGGGACACUGGGUGGAAUAGGGAUGGAUGGCAAAGGCAGUGGGGAUGGGAUGGGAAAAGAUGGGAUGGGAAAAGAUGGGAAGGGCAGUUGGGAUGGGGUGGGAAAGGACCAAAUGGAUGGAAUGGGAAAGGAUGGGAAAGACAGUUGGGAUGCAAUGGGAAAAGAUGGGAAACCCCAAAUGGAUGGAAUGGGAAAGGAUGGGAAAGACAGUUGGGAUGCAAUGGGAAAAGAUGGGAAAACCCAAAUGGAUGGAAUGGGAAAGGAUGGGAAAGACAGUUGGGAUGCAAUGGGAAAAGAUGGGAAAACCCAAAUGGAUGGAAUGGGAAAGGAUGGGAAAGACAGUUGGGAUGCAAUGGGAAAAGAUGGGAAAACCCAAAUGGAUGGAAUGGGAAAGGAUGGGAAAGACAGUUGGGAUGCAAUGGGGAAAGAUGGGAAAACCCAAAUGGAUGGAAUGGGAAAGGAUGGGAAAGACAGUUGGGAUGCAAUGGGGAAAGAUGGGGAAACCCAAAUGGAUGGAAUGGGAAUGGAUCGAAGGGACAGAUUGGAUGGCAGUGGAAUAACUGGCAUGAAAGAUUUGAAUGGAAAAAACAUAUUGAACACAUCAGGAUGGAAUGAGAUGCAAAAUAAUUUAGAAACUGAUUCUAAUCAAGGUCAAAAUGGCUUGGCAGGGUCUGGUGACUCUGCCUUUGCUGGGGUUGGUGGUGCAGGUCAAGUUAAUCUGAACGACAUUGACGUGUCUAGUAUGGGUGGCACGCUGUCACGCAUGAGUGGCAGUGCUGGAGCUGCAAAAGAUGGACGUGCAUCACUGGCGGCCGAUAAGGCAGGUUUAUUGGGAGAUAAUCAAAUGUCAACCCGAGGUGAAUCCAUGACUGGAAGAAAACAAGACCUGCUGGCUUCUGAUUUGUCCCAGGAGCAACAAAGCAGCAGUACUAGAAAGAGAAAAGGAAAACUUUCUGAAAGUGACCUUGCAGAAGACCAGAAACACAGGAGCAAAGCAGGAGCUCACUAUUUCAAAACUGGUCUGUCAGACAUGGAUGCCCAGAAGGGGGCAGCAGCUGAACUUAGUUGCGUAAUGAAGAAUGAGGAAGCACAAGGUUCCUGGUUUAAGGAUGGAGUACAGAUUACCUCUGGAAAUGGAAGGGCUAUCACAAAGGAAGGAGCGUUACACAAAUUGACCUUGGCUCAUGUACAGGAUGAAGACUCGGGGACAUACACAUUUGAGGCUGAUGGGGGAAGAACAGAAGCUUUACUCUUUGUUAAAGAUCCACCAGGAUUUGAUCAGGAUGUGCUGGACCAGCUGGGAAAGAAACCUAUUGUUGUAAAGGUCGGUCAGUCUGCAGCAGUGAAAGUGCCAUUCACAGGAAAACCACCCAUAAAGGUGUCUUGGUGCAAGGAUGGAGAUGAACUGUUCACCGACAACAGAAUCAAAAUCGACAGCAUUGGAGAUUUUACGCGAUUGUCUAUCUCCAACUGUAAUAGGAAGGACAGUGGAACGUUAACAGUUAAACUGAAGAAUGAAAGUGGCACAUCAAGUGCAAACAUUAGCCUGUGUGUCACUGAUAAACCACAAGCACCUCAGGGGCCUGUGGAGGUUCUAGAAAGUUCCGAAAGCUGCAUCUCCUUUAAAUGGAAGCCACCCAAAGACGAUGGCGGGAAACCUAUAAAAAACUACAUCAUUGAAAGACAAAUUGUGGGAAGGAAUACAUGGACUAAAGUCGGCGAAGUGCAUGGGUCACAAACAACAUAUUCUUUCACCAAAAUGGAGCCUGGAAAGAAUUAUAAAUUCAAAGUUUGGGCAGUGAAUUCUGAAGGCGUGAGUGAAGCCUUGUUAUCUGAAGCAGUUUCUGCCGGUAGAAGAGAUGUUCCGGGACCUGUUCCAAUACCAAAAAUCCUCAAUGCAAACAGCAAGUCAGUCACGUUGACAUGGACACCCCCAAAAAAGUCCGGAGGUUCCAGAGUAAUUGGCUACAUGGUUGAAAAGCGCAAGAAGAGCAGUAACACCUGGAGUGUGGUAACCGACGCUCCAGUUACAGAAAAGAAGUGGACGGUCACUGAUGUUGUUGAAGGACUGGAGUAUGAAUUUCGAGUGACUGCGGUGAAUUCUUCUGGAUUAGGGGAGCCCAGCUGUGAAAGCGAUUCAGUAUUUGCUCGGGAGCCCAUUAAGCUGCCUGGUGCUGUGAGAGACCUCAAGGUGACAGAUUCCACCCACUCAACCAUUACUCUAGCCUGGACUCCACCAAUAUACCAGGGCAAUGAAGCGGCAAAAGGUUACAUAGUUGAAAUGAAAUCUUCUGGAAGUACAACCUGGACCAGGUGCAACACUGUUCCUGUUGGAUUAACUUCAUAUACCAUGAAAAAUCUAAAGACAAUGGGGAUGUAUUUUUUACGUGUGAGAGCAGUCAACGAUGGAGGAUUGGGGGAGCCUUUAGAAUUAGACAAUUAUGUCCUUGCUAUGCCGCCACCAGUGACCCCCAAGUUUAGAUUGGAUGAAACUUUUAAAAGUUUUAUGAUCAUCAAAGAAGGAAACUCACUUCAAGUCCAGAUGCCUUUUCAAGCAUCACCUCUUCCUGAAAUAAUUUGGGUCAAAGAUGGAUUACCAUUGUCAAAACAUGCAACAGUGACUAAUACCAAUGCUGGCACGCAGCUUUUUAUUUCAGCAUGCCAAAGAUCUGACUCUGGAAUUUAUUCCAUAGUACUUAAGAAUGCUUUUGGACAAGAUUCAUUUAGCUUUGAGAUAAGAGCUACAGCGAUCCCCAAACCUCCUGGUCCAUUGACACUGAAUGAAAAUGUCCCCAACACUGUGACAGUUUCUUGGGAAUCAUCCACAGAUGAGCUUCUUGAUGAUCAUCUGCAUUAUGUCGUCAUGAAAAGAGAUUCAGGCAGACCAACGUGGCACACCGUGGGGGAUAACAUCUUCAACAAUAAGUUUACAGUCUUAAAUAUUAUUCCAGGCCGUAAAUACUACUUCAAGGUCCUGGCAAAAAAUGACAUGGGUUGCAGUGAACCUUCAGACACACAGGAGCCAUGGUGUGUUGCAAAGCAGAAAGAUCAUAUUGCUUUAAAAGUCCCAAACAAGAAGCGCGUAAACAACAUGAGUGCCCCUCAAUUUACUGUGAAGUUGAAGACGCACAUUGCAACCCCUGGAUCUGAUGUUUGUAUGAGCUGCUCUGUUAAAGGGCACCCACCACCCAAUGUGACCUGGUUCAAAAAUAAUACUUAUAUCGGGAACUAUGCAAAUUUCUGGUCGACAAAUGUCUGUGGGGUGUGUUCCCUUUGCAUCUUUAAUGCAAGCCCAAGAGAAAAUGGAGAAUACAUGGUUAUGGCAGAGAAUUCUGCUGGGAAAGCUACCUGUUCCACCAGGUUAACCAUCAGAGAAUGAAGCAACUUUACAAAGAGUUUUUGCAUUUAUGGAUAAGCAACCUGGAUGGAAAAAAAAACAUUAGCUCGUGUCAUUACCACUGAAUCACUUCAGAUGCAUUGUGAGUUUGAAUGUGGAUUCAUCUUCAAAAAAACACAAAGAAUAGGCAGAGCAAAAGUAAAUUACCCUGGGAGAAUUGUUAAGUCUGCAUUUAACUUGAUUGCCAAACUUUGUUCUGCGUUUUGUUGUGGCAUCAUUUGAUUUAUAGAUUAUUUGCUCCGAGUUGUUCUAUAUUCCAACAAAUGAUACAUGUAUUUCAUUUUCAGUAGUGUCAGGUUGGCAAAAGUAAAUGUCAUUACUGCUCACUAAUGCUUCCUUUAUGCUGUGCACUGCCAUUUCCAUGAUUUAUCGUGUUUUUUCAAACUAGAAAUAUAUGCAGACCUACACUGGAGAAUACUUAAUGACAUUUUGCCACGUUGAAUGCUCAAGUUCACUGUAUUUAUAAAGCCGGAAAUUUAGCCUUCCGCCAUAAACUAGCCAUUUCAUCAGUGUUAAAAAGAAGGCAGUUCCUUUUUCUUGGACCGUGUUAUACUACUGAUAUUGUCUUUAUUUGCAUGAAGAGGGCAAAUAUAAAUACAAAAGGCAAAAUAGUGAAAACGUACUCAGACUAUAGGGAAAUAUAUGUUUAUGUUGAGUUGUGGUGUGCAAAUUGCUCUAACUGAAGUCUACGAAGAGCAAUUAUGAUGAGGAAAUAUUCCUUUCAAUUUAAAUUCUGCUGUUAGACUACAAUUGUAAUGUUCUUGAUUUCUCUUUGGUGAAUCAUAUAAAUAAAACAUUUAAAACU
Leucoraja erinaceus (little skate) is the source of this 6866-nucleotide messenger RNA. Its product is annotated as immunoglobulin-like and fibronectin type III domain-containing protein 1. Bases 476 to 6043 code for a protein of 1855 amino acids. NCBI's taxonomy places the organism in Eukaryota, Metazoa, Chordata, Chondrichthyes, Rajiformes, Rajidae. The record is from RefSeq and is a predicted model, not a curated record. Gene Ontology annotation, molecular function: protein binding. The transcript is spliced from 24 exons.